CUCCACUUUAUAUAAUAAGAGCUCCUUUGACAUGUCAAUUCAAUUAUUUUAAUCUCUUGUUCCUUGAAAAUAAUUUUCGAUUAUGAAUUUCAAAUGAAAAACAGGCAGUGACCAAAACCUGAAUUGCCUCUACGCGUCUGAUUAGGUACCAGCAUGUGGCUGACACCUGCUGGAAAGGUCCUCUGCGGGCUUCUCUGACCCUGGGCCCAGCAGGGGCUCCCCUUGCCUCUGCUCCAGGCAAAGAGGCCCAUCUCGACAGGCUUCCCUCAACACUCAGGAGACUGUCCCCCGCGGGAGAGUGGUCCCAGGGUUCACCCACGUGUCCUCAGAGAAGGAGCAUUAGAGUUCAUCGUGAUAAUCAGGGUUGGGCCCUGUGACCCAAACCCACAUCCAGGCAAUGCAAGUGGUUUCGGAAGUCUUGAGCAGGCUGUGACCUGCUGGACCCUCCAGGGGUCUCGGCUCGCUGGCAGACGCAGACGCCCUCUUUGGUGGGCAGCUUGGCCUGUGAACCACCACGGCAGGACGCCUUGGUGAGACUGCAGCUCUCGGCCCUGACGCAGACUCACCCAGCGGGUAACUGGCGGUGGCUAGGCUGGGGGAGUUGGAGGAGCACCGCGGAGGGGUCGCAGGGCAGUCCUGGGGCGCCGUCAGCCUCCUUGCCGUCGCUGUCAUUGCCUCGUGCGCGCCCUUCACGGACGAGCCUGGUUCCCCGUCCCCCGCCUCAGCACAGCCUCACCCCUAACGCCGCCUCGGGACGCCCACCCGCAGGGCCUGCUGGCUCCCCGGGCCGCACGGCCUCCGCUCCACUCCGCCCCGCUUCCUGCCUGGACGCCCUCGGGCCGGGGACACGGGCGGGACAGCCGCAGCCGCAGGCUUGACCGCGCGGCGCUGGAGCCCGGGUGCGCUGAUCCAUUUCAGCGACCGGAACUGCGAGGCAACGGAGAGAAAGCCGCGGGAAGAGACUGCCCCGCCCACACCGGGCUCGGUCCCGCCCACCUCGAGUUUCGGGCCCCGCCCCCAGGCUGUUAUUGGCUGACAACCCGGAUGUCCCGUUCACUGGCGCAUCUCAAGGAGGUGGGCGAGGAGCUACUGGCAAAGCCUCGGCGCUCAUUGGCCCCUCUGCCCGUCAGUCACGCGGCGGCGGCGGCCUCAGGAGGCGGGCCCGGCGGUUCCGGAACAUGGCGGAAGGUGAAGGCUGGCGGCCGCCGCGCCCGUGCGAGGCCUACCGCGCGGAGUGGGAGCUCUGCCGCAGCGCCGGGCACUUCCUGCGCCACUACUACGUCCACGGCGAGCGGCCGGCCUGCGGGCAGUGGCGGCGCGACCUGGCCAGCUGCCGCGAGUGGGAGGAGCGCCGCAGCGCCGAAGCCCAGCGGUCCCUGUGUGAAAGCGAGCGGGCCAGAGUUCGGGCUGCACGGAAGCAUGGCCUGGUGUGGGCGCCCAGGCAGAGCCCCCCAGAAGACUGGCACCUCCCUCUGCCUGAGGACAAGGACGGGUGACCGACCCAAACAGUCCAGAGCGUUCGCCUAGCGUGGGACAUGGAGCCCUUGCCUCCAGCCUCGCCUGCCCUGCCGUCACCACCAGGCUUGGAGCCGGUCCACCCAGCAUGCAGUGUCCCUGUGGGCAGCCAGGGAAGCUGUCCCAAGGGCUGGGCUCCUCAGACGAACCCUCCAGGGGCAGCUCUGACCCGUGGGGACAAUUGGGGGGGAAUGAGGUGGCCCCCCCACCGGCCCUGCUCUGGUGGCCACCACGCACCUCGGUUCUCUCCCGCCACGGCCACUCACUGCUCCUUCCCUCGGAAUCUCACCCAGUCGUUUUUAGAAAAUGUGGAUUAUAUCAAAAGACAUUUCACAGGUUUGAUUCCAAAUAGAAACUGUAAAUUACACCCAGGCUUUCAUAUUGAGAGUUAGAUGCAGGCAGGGUUAGAAUCUUGUAUGUUCUUGUAGAUGCUCUUAAAAUACAUGUCCUUGAACCAGGAACCCUCCUUCAGAGGUCUCUUUCUUCUGCUGAAGUGAUGUAACCUCUGGGGCUGCGCGGCCGGCCCGCCACUGGGCGCUAUUCACCCAGCCUGCGGCAUCUCGGCGCCUCCCCCUGGGCCCCAGCCAGGGCACAGGCGUGGCUCCGCAUCACGGAACCCGUUCUUGGGGGCAGAAUAACCCAGCCCUCAGAAGGACGUUCAUUAUUGGGCCCCCGUGUGCCCCAGGAGUCCUCUGUGGCUGUGAGCAGUGGGGGUGCCCGCACGGGACCCCCGGAGCAGAGGAGAGCAUGAAGAAGGCGCAGGGUGCCCCUUCUGGCAACAGCUGAGCUCAUCAGCCGCGGCUGCAGCUCUGUCCACGGGCAUCUCUGUGCGAGGAGAGGGUGGCAUGGCUGGGUCCUCCUGGGUCUGAGACCCCCCGUGGGGGGCUGUGUGCUGGGAACGGCGGCCACCCCCUGGUUCCCGGGAUUCGUGCAGCAAGGCGCAGGCACCAUGAGGAGCCCCACGCCUGCUCGGAUGCUGAGCGCGCCUCCAGUGCAGGGGAACACCACGCCCUGGGACCGCACACCCAAAACGGACACAUCACCUCCGUCCCAUUGAGUUCAGGGGACCGACAUGGACGUUCAGGCGUCAGCCGUGAAGAUUGAAACGGGCAGCGUCUUUCAAACUCGGGACAGAGGCCAUGGUGACUAGCCGUUUGGGUGGUGACCCAGUGCAGCGUGGUCUCAGGGACGCUGGCAGUUCUGGGGCCAGGGUCAGAGCGCCAUCCUGGGGAGCCUGUGAUACGAGGAUGCGCAGCGGGGAGCCGGGCAGGGAGCCGGGCCCCGCUCGGGCAGCACUGUUGUCUGGUGUAGGUGAGGCUGGCCAACCUCCAGCCUCCUGUCAGCCUCUCGUGACCUCCAAAUAAAAGGUUGAGACUAAACAGUU
Capra hircus (goat) is the source of this 2899-nucleotide messenger RNA. RefSeq names its product chromosome unknown C22orf39 homolog (gene CUNH22orf39). Bases 1179 to 1496 code for a protein of 105 amino acids. The record is from RefSeq and is a predicted model, not a curated record. Lineage: Eukaryota; Metazoa; Chordata; Mammalia; Artiodactyla; Bovidae. The transcript has 3 exons.